AACCGAGUUUGUGCUCCUCAUGUAUUAGCAUACAUUUGUUCGCAGAGCUAGCCAUUGACUUCGAAAAGUUAGUACACUCGUGGCAUUUGAAAAACGCGAAAGGUCUUUUAAUAACAUUCAAAAUUGUUCUGUAGAUAUCUGCAGAAUCCGCAAAGAUGUUCCUACCCAUCUGGACUUUAAAAAACAUUUUGUCCACUCAAUGAUAAGUAUUUUGAACUCGUUUCCCAAGUUGCGUCCAUGUUUUUGUAAUGCAAACAAAGAUGGCAGCCUUGAUUUAAUCCAGACAAUUAGUUUUUAAUAACUCCGUGGCCGCAGUUUUUUGUUUUGUUUUUGUUUUUCAUUAGAAUGAUUAGAAGAGUCUUUCAGUAUUUUGCAAAUACGUUCAGGAUACAAGUCAGUUUUUAAGCGGCCUUCUAAUAUAACUGGAACUGCUUAGACCACUGCAGUUUGACCAGCUUCAACAAUCGGCCCUCUCAGCAUAGUAAUGAAUCAUAGUGAAGCCCGUGAGGGGUCUGUACCAGGCAGAAGACCUUCCAGUUCUGCCUCUACGAUAUCUGUGGGUGCCAAGGGACAAGCAGCACAGAGUGUUCAAAGGCCCAAAGAAACAAUAACUCCCUUCCACAGCUCCCCCAUAGUUGGCAACGAUGCAUCUCUGCGUAGCAGACGACCAGUAGCUUCUGGGAAAUUACUAGCAUCUCCGGACAGCUUGUUUCUGGGCAUAUCUGGACAUCUCACUACUCUACCCGUCAAAGAAAAACCUGCUGCCACUGGCGCCACCACUGCUGCUUCAGCUACUGCUAGAAGCUCAGACAACCAGACUCCUAGUUCAGGCUCUGCACAAGCCACAGCAGGAGAAAAAGCACAAGCAAGUCCUCUUAUUGCCAAGCUUGCUGGCAAAAAGACAUCUAAGCCGGCUCUGACAAUCUCACAGAUGGCUGGACUGCCGUCUAAUGCAGAGCUAUAUCAGAGCCAGAGAGGCAAAAGCCAAGAGAAGAGAGCUUUCUGCACCUCCGUCAAACCUCGGGCUGCAGUGAAGCGGAAGAAAAGGAAGAUGGGAAUGUACAAUCUGGUUCCCAAAAAGAAGACCAAAGCUGUUAAACUGCACGAAAAGAAAGAGGAGCCAGGAGCCUGCGUGGAAAAGAAAGACAUUGCAGGAGAAGAAAAACUUGGGAUACUACCAGAGACUGCGAAGGCUGGAGAACAGACAGCUGUCAUAAAUGAAUCCCAAGUACGGGAGGUGGAAUCUGAAGAAGGCAGCCAUGUUGAAUACACAGAACUGGCUUUGGACUGUCUGGACCUGAAAGCUCAGGAAGAGCUGCUCUCCCCCCCCCUGUCAGGUGUAGCAGCAGAUACUGAGGUGACAGAAACAGACCUGGCUGAAGAAUUACCACUGUGCUGCUGUCGUAUGGAGACGCCUAAGAGCGGAGGAAGCCUGUCUGCACUGGACCAGACCUGCAUGGCAAUGGAGAGCAUAGAUGGAAUGCUGAGUCGUUGUCAGAGGCGAGUGAUGAAGGAAGAAAUGAUGCGACCCUCCAACACGGUCCAUCUGCUGGUUCUGUGCGAGGACCACCGUGCUGGCAUGGUCAAGCACCAGUGCUGCCCUGGCUGUGGACUCUUCUGCAGGGCGGGCAGCUUCAUGGAGUGCCGACCAUAUGGCAGCAUCUCUCACCGCUUUCACCGUGACUGUGCCUCCAUCUUGAAGGAUCGUAGGUUUUGCCCCCAUUGUGGAGAGGAUGCCAGUGGGGCAAAAGCGAUUACAGUACCGAAGGCUGAUCAGUCACCUUUUGUGCCCAGAUCCAACCUUGAGCCGUCUCUCCCUGCCAUACCUACUGUGGCUACUCUGCCAUCAGUCCCAACCACACCUGCUGUUCCACAAAUACUUAGAGCUAAGAAGACCAGUGAGCCUCAGAAGGGCAGAGACAACAGCCAGAGCAGGUUAAAAGAUGAAGAUGUGCGUGCUGCAGACAGACUUCCUAAAGAGUCACUGGAGAACAUCCUGAUGGCACUGGAUGAUGAGAACCUGAAACCAAAGAAAGUGAAGUACCCCACCAGGCAGCUGUACAUCUCUGCAAAACAAGGAGACCUCCAGAAGGUCAUUCAUCUUCUAGUUGAUGGGAAGGAUCCUAACGUUUUGAUGGAGGGCCAAAACAGACGUACCCCGCUUCAUGGAGCAGCUUCUGAGGGUCACCAGGAGAUAUGCCACAUGCUCAUCCAGGCUGGAGCCAACCUGGACAUCUUUGAUGAGGAGCAGAGAACACCAUUGAUGGCAGCGUGUGAAAACAACCAUCUGGACACAGUGAAGUACCUACUAAGAGCCGGAGCAGCCACCAGUCACAAGGAUAUCAUGGGUUUCACCUGUCUGCAUCUGGCAGCUAAACUGGGACAUUAUGACAUAGUCAGCCAUCUGCUCUCCAAGACAUCCAAAUACAUCAACUGUCAGGAUGACGGAGGAUGGACUCCCAUCACCUGGGCUAUCGAGUACAAGCACAAGGAGCUGGUCCACCUGCUGCUGGCCAGAGGGGCUGAUGUUAACAUAAGAGACAAGGAGGAGAAUGUCUGCCUGCACUGGGCAGCACUGUCGGGCUGUGAUGACAUUGCCCAGGCUCUGCUGGAGGCUCAGUGUGACCUUAACGCUGUCAACGUUCAUGGGGACUCACCGCUUCAUGUUGCUGCCAGAGAGCACCACCUGGAGUGUGUGAUGUUGUUUUUGUCUCGUGGAGCCAACAUCUGUCAGAGGAACAGGGAGGGAGAGACCGCUCUAGAGUGUUGCAACGACGGCUCCAAGGUGUGGAUGGCUCUCAACACCAACAAGAAGCUGACUGAUGCCAGGAGAGGACGGGAAUGCCAUGGAGAAAGAGUACUCAGCAGGGACAUUUCCCGAGGGUACGAGGCAGUUCCUAUCACCUGUGUUAAUGGAGUGGACAGCGAGCCGUGUCCCGAAAACUUUAAAUACAUACCAGACAGCUGUGUCACUUCCCCUAUGAACAUUGACAAGGACAUCACUCACUUACAGCACUGCAGCUGUACAGAUGAGUGCUUGUCCAGCACCUGCAUGUGUGGUCAGCUCAGUCUGCGCUGUUGGUAUGACAGUGAGGGUCGACUCCCUUUAGACUUCUGUCAGCGGGAACCUCCGGUACUGUUUGAGUGUAACCAUGCCUGCUCCUGCUGGAGGACCUGUAGGAACCGUGUGGUCCAGAAUGGACUCAGAGCCCGACUGCAGCUCUUCAGGACACAGAGGAUGGGCUGGGGAGUAAGGGCCAUGCAGGAUAUACCUCAAGGAACAUUCAUUUGCGAGUAUGUAGGGGAGAUUAUCACUGAUGCAGAGGCAGACAAAAGAGAGAAUGACUCUUUUCUCUUCACCCUUGACAAUAAGGUGGGGGACGUCCACUGCAUUGAUGCAAGACUCUUUGGCAAUAUCGGCCGUUUCAUCAAUCAUCUGUGUGAGCCCAACCUGUUGGCUGUGAGGGUGUUCACCAUGCACCAGGACCUACGCUUCCCUAAGAUAGCCUUCUUCUCCAGCAAACCCAUCAAAGCUGGAGACCACAUAGGAUUUGAUUAUGGCGAUUCCUACUGGAGGAUAAAGAGAAAACACUUCAGCUGCCAGUGUGGGUCUCUCAAGUGUCGCCACACAGCUGACAGCAGAUAGAAACGCACAGAUGACCUCUGAUCUCUUUCGCUCUCUGGACACAUUCUGUCACUGUCAAUGUUUUCUAUGGACUGAUCUCUUCUUUGAACAUGCAUUUUUACAAUUUUCAAUUAUCCAUUAAACACAUUCUUAAAACAUG
Molecule: messenger RNA, 3785 nt
Organism: Stegastes partitus (bicolor damselfish)
Lineage: Eukaryota; Metazoa; Chordata; Actinopteri; Pomacentridae
Product: histone-lysine N-methyltransferase EHMT1-like
Exons: 23
Coding region: 485-3646 (1053 amino acids)
Biological process (GO): peptidyl-lysine dimethylation; negative regulation of transcription by RNA polymerase II
Cellular component (GO): nucleus; chromatin
Molecular function (GO): histone H3K9 methyltransferase activity; p53 binding; zinc ion binding
Source: RefSeq, a predicted model, not a curated record